This is a messenger RNA of Argiope bruennichi, 2293 nucleotides long. RefSeq lists its product as uncharacterized. Gene Ontology annotation, molecular function: ubiquitin protein ligase binding. The record is from RefSeq and is a predicted model, not a curated record. Gene Ontology annotation, biological process: regulation of proteolysis; proteasome-mediated ubiquitin-dependent protein catabolic process. Bases 99 to 2111 code for a protein of 670 amino acids. Gene Ontology annotation, cellular component: cytoplasm. Lineage: Eukaryota; Metazoa; Arthropoda; Arachnida; Araneae; Araneidae. The transcript is spliced from 2 exons.
GCUAACGAAGAGGAAGACUGCUUCUUUUGCGGAAGGUUCUCAGACGAUUAAGUAAUCGACAAAUUACGAAAUUUUUCAAGCGUUAUUGGGGCAAAGAAAUGAAGGAAUUUAUCUUCAUAUGGAAUGUUGAAAACAUGAGCUAUGCGUGGCACAAAACAGGGGAAGAGAUUGUCAGCCCGAAAUUCAUUGCAAGCCCGCUGCAAGACACCUGUUGGACUCUAAGGUUGUAUCCCAGAGGACGUGAUAAUAGCGAUUAUUUUAGUUUGUUUCUACACAGGGAGGAAGAUGAUGAAUCCGAAGAUUUGAAAAUCGAUUUCGAACUUUCUUGCAUAUUCGCAGAUAAUAGAGUAUUAUAUACUUGGCUAGCUCCAAACAAAUAUGUAUAUUUUUCAAAAGGUUCCGAAUUUGGGGAGUCACAAUUUAUAAAACGGCUCGAGGUGUUUGGUCAAAAGAAGGAUUUGCAAUUGCCACGGGACAUUCUGACGUUGCGUUGCAGAAUGUGGAUGGAUGAUGAUGGAGAUAUUAAUGAAUUUAAACAAAUGUAUGGACGUACUCAACUUCCGAUAGAGCAUAUCGUUUCAGUUGAAACCAUCAAUCUUGAGCCAUUGGCAAAGAAAACUUUUCAAAUCCAUUCAAAGCUCCAAAACGAGGUAUUGUUCACUGUAAAAAUAGAAUAUUUGAGCAAUGGUAUAGAUGUGACAAUUGAUCCAAUUAGUGAAGUAAUGUUCUCCACUUGCAAACUAACUUUAGUAAAUAAAGAGUCGAAAAGAAAACUAUGGGAAGAAAUGAGCUGUUCCUUCAAUGGGCCAUUGGCAAAUGUAUGGAGAUUGCCUUUUUCAACCAAGGAUCAACAAACAGAAAAUGGCAACUCUAAUACAAUGGAUCUUGAGUUUAUAACCGAGUUUAUCUAUUCUACAGGAGAAGAAAAUGGAACAAUAGAAAGUAAUUUUCCAAGCAGAAUUCCGGAAUUUAAUUAUGUCCCCAAUGAAAUAGAAAGUAUCUUUAAGGAACUGCUUAAUUUGUACCAUGAAAACGCUCUUUGCGAUAUUGAAUUAAAAACUGAAAACAAAUCUUUCUUUGCCCAUAAAGUUGUACUGUGUGCUCGGUCUCCUGUAUUUUUAGCUAUGAUAAAAGAUGAGAUGACAAUAAAGGGAAACAAAUGCAUUAAGAUAGAAGAUAUUUCAGCUGACAUCUUGGAGAAAUUCCUCAUCUGCCUUUACAAGGAUGCAUUAGAGAAUAUAGAAUGGGAUUCGGUCAUUGAGCUUUAUUAUGCAGCUGAUAAAUAUCAAGUAGAACGACUGAAACAUUUAUGUUGUUAUUAUUUAGCGGAAAAUGUCGAUUGUGAUAGGGUUUGCGAUGUACUGAUUUUGGCUGACAGAUAUAAUGAUUGUGCAUUAAAACAGCAAGUGGAAGAUUUUAUUUGGAAAAACGAAGAAGAAAUGGUUAGACCUGGUCAGUGGAAUAUGUACAGUUUUGAGCAACGAGAGCUGGCUAUGAAAAAGAUACUUUCUAAAAACGAGGAUCAAGAAAAUCGAAAAACACCUUCCAAAGCAUCCGAUGAUAUCAUAUCCAGUCAUCUCGAUGUGCUAGAUGAUUUUAAACGUCUCUAUCAAGAUCAUAUCAUGAGCGAUAUCACUAUCAAGACGAAAAGUGCAUCUUUCCCUGCCCACAAGGUUAUCCUCUUUGCCAGUUCCUCUACUUUCAAGAACAUGCUCACAAGGACAACAACCGAUAUUCUUGAGAUUGAAAACUUGGAAGACGAUAUCGUUUCUCGAAUGUUGCUCUCUCUGUACACCGAUUCUUUAGAAGAUGCGCAAUGGAACAUUGUCAUGAAACUGUACCACGCAGCAGAUGUAUUCGAAUUACUGAGAUUGAAGUUAGAGUGCUCUCGUUUCUUGCUCGAAAAUCUCAACCUGACCAAUGCCAGUGAUCUUUUGCUGCUGGCGCAUGAGCAUCACGAUGAUAAGUUGAAGUCAGCUGUGGAAGAUUACAUUUUAUUGGUUGAUGAAGAGCUAUUUGGAUCCGAUGAAUGGGCAGAAUUUAGCAAAUCUAAUCUGCUGUUGGCUAACGAGACAAUGAGUGCAAAAUAUAAAAAAAAUAAGAAUUUGUAAUGCUUAUUGAUUUAUUCUACUUAAACGAAUAUUCUGCAACAUAACAACUUUGACACUUUUUCCAAUAAAAUGAUUUAAAAUUUGGAAAGGAGAUUUAAUUAAAACCAGAUUUGUAUAGAUUUAAAAUUAAUUAAUUGGAAUACAAUAUAUCCUUCGUAACAUUCUUGCCUUCAUAUUUAAGU